GGGGCGGGGGCAGGGGGGCGCUCGGUACGCGCAGGGCGGCCGGAGCAGCAUGGCGGAAGACGAGAGCGACCAGGAGUCGGAGCGGCUCAGCGAGGAGCUGGAGGCCCUGGCGGCGCCGGGCCCGCCCGCCGGCCUGCCGGCCCUACUCCACAGCCAGUAUUACUGCCGCCGCUUCUGCCAGGUUGUUGAAGACUAUGCUGGAAGAUGGCAGGUUCCUCUGCCUCAGCUUCAGGUGCUUCAGACAGCUCUCUGUUGUUUCACAUCUGCCUGUGUAUCAUUCCCAGCUGAAUGUGAGCACGUACAAUACGUAUUGAGUAGCCUAGCUUUGAGUUUUUUUGAAUUGCUGCUGUUCUUUGGAAAGGAUGAGUUCUAUGAAGAUCCUUUGAAAGAUAUUUUAGGUUCAAUCCAGGAAUGUCAGAACCUUCUAAAUAAAUACAGAAAUAUAAACCUGGAAUUAGUGACUCGAAUAAUUCGAGAUGGUGGACCUUGGGAGGAUCCGGUAUUACAAGCAAUUCUUAAAGCAAAGCCUGUAUCACAGGAAUUAGUUAACAAAUAUUUAAGCUCUGAAAAUCCACUGUUCUUUGAACUACGUGCCAGAUACCUUAUUGCCUGUGAACGCAUCCCCGAGGCAAUGGCUCUUAUCAAAUCUUGCAUAAAUCAUCCAGAUAUCAGUAAAGAUCUGUAUUUCCAUCAAGCUCUUUUCACCUGUCUUUAUAUGUCACCAUUAGAAGAUCAGCUAUUCCAGGAGCACUUGUUGAGGACUGAUUGCAAGAGUGGAAUUGAGAUCAUCUGCAACACUGAAAAAGAAGGGAAGACUACCUUAGCCUUACAACUAUGUGAAUCGUUCCUAGUCCCACAGCUCCAAAAUGGGGACAUGUAUUGUAUAUGGGACCUGAUCUUCAUUUGGAGUAAACUGCAGCUUAAAUCUAACCCCUCAAAACAAGUAUUUGUUGACCAGUGCUACCAACUUUUAAGAAUUGCUACAAAUGUCAGAGUAAUUUUCCCUUUCAUGAAAGUCAUUAAGGAUGAAGUCGGUGAGGACGGUCUUCAGAUAUGUGUUGAGAUAUGUGGAUGUGCCCUACAGUUGGACCUCCGUGAAGAUCCCACUAUGAAAAGUCUUAUUUACAAAGCAAUUGCUCACUUUCUGCCAAAUGACUUGGAGAUCCUCAGAAUUUGUGCUCUUUCAAUCUUUUUUCUUGAGCGCACUUUGGAAUCUUACUACACAGUUGAACAUUUAUAUAAAUGUGCAGAUGAAGAAUAUAAUGAAUGCACUAGUUCCGUUCAAAACCGUGUACGUUUUGAAUUGCUUCCUAUUUUGAAAAAAGGUUUGUUUUUUGAUCCUGAGUUUUGGAAUUUCUUGAUGAUCAAGCAGAAUUGUUUAGCAUUAUUGGAGGAUAAAGCCUUUGCUGGCUUAAGUGAAACUACACUGGAAAACUCUACUGCAAAUGUAGAGAAGAUAACAGAGUAUAGGGCUAUGAGUGAGGAACAUGUCUGUUCAACAGAUGUAAGCAAUGGGGAGCUUGACCCCGAAGACCCCUCUGACGCCCAGUCCAAAGGUAAUGCCAAAAAGAACCAUGAAGCUCUUGAAGCAUCUAAAAUGUUAGAUAAUACUGUACCAAGACACCGCUGUGUGAUAUGCAACAAGGAAUUCUUUGGUGAUCACAUUGUGAAACAUGCACAAGCUCACCAGAAAAAGGGCAGUUUUUCCUGUGUACUUUGCAACAGAAAAUUCAGGCAAAAAGGACUUAUGCUAAAGCACUUAAGGAAUCACGUCAGAAAGAUAGAACGGCAACAUCUUGCUGCAGUUCUUGAGGCCAGUAAGCAGGCUCCGGUUUGUAAUGAACUAGAACGUUCUGAUGUUUGUCCCUCUCUUGAAAAUGGGGGUUCUGUUGGUUCUAAAGAGGACGAAAGAGAGAUUGCAAUAGUUCCAAGUGCAGACAUGGAACAGGAGAAGGCUGAACUGAAGGUAUUCAGUGCAGUGGAAAACCAUCUAAGUGACCAGGAUGAUGUUACUGAAAAUAGUAGCUGUGACAGCUGCUUUAAUAAUGCUCCUGAUGCUUUAAGUACAGAAAGCUUGCCUGAAGAUGAUGAGAACUCCAGUAAAGAGUCACCUAUUUUGCAUAAAGUGAAUGGAGCUUUUUCUCCUCAAAAAUAUAUAGAUGCUAUGGAUCAAGAAGGAAGCUUGAAGUGCCCUGCUAAUGGUUGUGCUAGAGUGUUUAAAAAGAUCCGAUUUCUCAAUAAACAUGCAAGAAAAGCUCAUCCGACUGAUUUGAAGGUUCAGCAACAUAUAAUGAAAUGGAAUAAAGGAAAAUGUCGGUUCUGUCAGCGAAAAUUUGCUGAUUCCCAACACUUUAUAGACCACCUGAAGAGACAUGUGUAUCCAAAUGUUUACUUUUGUUUACACUUCAAUUGUAAUCAGAGAUUUAAGCUGUCAACUGAGCUAGCAGAGCAUACAAAAAGUCAUAAUGUUUUUAAAGCUCAGUGCAAUUUUGCAGAGUGUUGUGAGCUAUUUGAGGAGCUCCCUUUGCUGUAUGAACACGAGGCUCAGCAUUACUUAAGUAAAGCAUCAGAAUGUUCAGAAGAUGCCAGUGAAAAGGAUUCUUCAGAUGACCCUUCAGAACUUGGUAGUUGCCAUGAUGAUGAUGAAUCUGUUAAUGAAAAAGAAACUGUAGAUCUACCGAUUCCAACGUGGAAGUCGAGGAAGGAUUCUACAGAACCAAAGACAUAUAUUCAAAGUAUUGAGAAGAAAGCAAAUAAUGUAAUGCAGAAUGGGAAUGAAAGUUCAUCUGAGGGCACUGCGACGGUUUUGAUAGACCAAAAGACACCUGUGUUACAGCCAAAUUCUGAAAACUGUAAUGUUAACGACCAACUAGUCAAUGGGCACAGUGACCCAAAUCAAACAUCAUCAAAGUCAUCAGAAACACCUUUGGACAGAGUGGUGGAUGAAACAAGGACAGAGAAUGGGUCGGUGUUACCCGUUUUACAGAAUUCUCACGAUACACCACAAAAUAACGCUGCUGCCUCGCAACUACCUUCUAAACCAAAUCAGACAACAGAAAACACUUCAUAUGGUGUCAUCUUAACAAAACCGUAUGUUAGACCCUUGCCUCCAAGUUACCUUGAUGAACGAUACAUUAGCAUGCCAAAACGUAGAAAAAUGUUGACUGAUAAAGUAGAUGCUCAUUCAGAACAAGAUAAAUGUUGUAGUAAAACAACAGAAAGAUUUAGAUGUGGCAACUGCUUGACCAUCUACUGUAAUUCAGAAGCACUUGAGGCUCAUCUUGCACAAAAGAAAUGUCAGACGCUCUUUGGAUUCGAUUCAGAUGAUGAAAGUGCCUGAUUCAACGUUGUGGGAAAGUGUAUCAAAUGAGGAGUGGUGUAAGAAAACACUACAUGAAGAAGCAGGAGUUUGUUUCCCAGUUGGCCUUAAAUCAUAAAGCAGUCUCAAAUUACUAAAGAAAACAUGACCUUGAUAAAGACAAAGCACAUUUUCUAGACAGAACUCGCAGAGGAGUAAUGGGAGCUCUGCAGCUUUUGAAUCCAGAAAGGUUGCUACAAAAUCCCCAAAGUACCAGUUAUCCAAAAAGCCACAUCCUUUCCAAAUGCGUGAUUGAAGCUUAGCAGCGCAGUCUUUCUAGCACAGAGGUCUAAGGAAAACAAUGCGUACAGCUGAGGAGGCAGAGAAAGCAGAGGCAUUAAUUGCCUUAUAGAAAUAAAAACAGCUGGUUCUGUAAGCUGCUUUAGUUAUGAAACGUGGUUAGAGGCUCUUCAUCCACUCAGCUUGGAAGAAGUCAUUCAAGAAUGUGUCACUUUAUGAUGAAAUGUAUAAGAAAUGUGUAGAGGAACUAAACAUUCUUUUUUCGAAGUUUGAGUAUGUGAUUCCAUUAUCAGCUAAAAAGUGUGGAGCUCAUUUAGUAACCUAGUACUUGGAAUCCAAAAAGAGUAAUGCAGAAAGAGAUUAAGGUGGAUGGAAAGCUCUAACAGCAAAAAGAAAGCCCAACCCUUGAAGUACAGAGCGCGCAAGCAAAAAGUGUGUUGGUGUGAUAUUACCUAAGUUCUGCAAAGUGGAAAUCAAAUGCAUGCAGGAGAAGGCCUUUACAAGUCUGUGGUUAAAAUACAUGUAGGGUGUCCCAUAAAACGUCUGUUUUACAUACAGGAAGGCUAAUACAAGCAGUAAGAGCACGAGUUGUGUGAAUAUUAACAGAAGCAGAACGAAACAAAUGCAGAGUGUGCAGAGGGGUAGACUUGCACUGCAGAGGAGAGUUUAAUUAGUUUUAUGCAAAUACAGGGAUCUUUCAGUUGUUGACGUGACUGAAGAGAACUUAAGAAGUUUUCCUGUUGUGUUUUUUUUUUUUUUUAAUUUUAUUUCUUUGUUUUAAAAAAGAAAUAAUGACAGAUGAAACCAGGGGAUGUGUGUCAAGUUAGGCAAAAGAUCAGGUAGAGCUUAUUUCACACGUGUGGUAUUACCUAAUGGUGGUAGGCCGCAACUCAAUAUCGUCAUAAAUUAUUUGCUGUCUAAAGGAAGGGAGAAAAUUGUGCAUCAGCUCAACCUUAGGAUACAGUACAACUGUAUCUAGCAGCAUCUCUUGAGAAGAUAGCCAUUCCCAGAAGUUAGUGAAGGAGCUAAGUUAACGUUAAGCACUUUAUCCAGCAACUGACAGUUCAUAAAAACAAUUGCAAAGUCUGUGAAGGUAAGAAUUUUGAGUCUGUCACCUGUCCAGUUCCCAAAGAAAGACAGGAUGUUUGGAAGCAUGAGUUGGACCGGAUGAUCUUUAUGGUUCCAUUCCAAAUCAGUUUAUUUGAUCUUAUGAAACCAAAAAGAUGCUGUUACAGUUUUUGAUCUCCACACCCCAGAGGUGUGGCAGACAUACACAUUGUCUAAUGAAUGUGUUAAUUUAUCCUCUAAUAACUGUCUUAAAAUAUCUUGCCAUAAAAGUUAUUUUUGAAGUCAUGUUCUGUGUUGUUACCUGAAAAUAUUUGUGUGAUGAUAAUCACAGAAAAUCCAGUGGUGAAAAAUGGUGUGUACAAAUGACACCAGCACAGAAACGUAGGACAGCGAAGACCAACUGUUCCUACUCAGCUAUCUUGCUUCCUGAAUAGUUCAUCACAACAUCUGUAUGACUUACUAAGAUGAUCAGCUUGCUUAAAAUGAGAUGCAUAAAAAUUAACAAGUAAAAGACCCAAGAGGUAAAUAAAAGAUUUGUUCAUUGUAGUAAUGGCUCACACGUGCAAAUUUAAGGGUUUCACUGUAAAAUAAGCUGUUAAAUAGUUCUGGAACUUAAUAGUUUCAGUAGUGCCUCUGCUAAUAAUCCUCUGUGAAGUUGCAGAUAUUUGCAUUAAUUCUGCUUCCUUCUUCCUUCCUGAGAGGUAAAAAGAACACAAAAUCAGAUUUUUUUCGUCAUUUUAGUGGUUUUGGGUUUUUUUUUUUUUGCCUUUCCUUUAAGUUGGUUUAACAUAAAAGGGUAUAAAAUUAUGAUCACAGAUAUGUGUACAUUACAUUGCUAUCAAUGGCUGGCCCACUUUGAGAGAUCUUUAUGACAUUUGAGGCACCAAAGAAUUUUUCUUUUUGCAUUUGCAAAAAAAGUGGUUUAAAUGUAUCAUUCAUAUAUAUUGCAUACACACGGUCUGUAUGAAUAUUUACAUAUAUAAAUACAUUAAAAAAUGUCAAACACGAGGGACUGUAUCAGCAAAAUGCACUUUCACUUCUCAUUUUUUUUUUCGCUUCAAGCUACCAACUACGAGUAAUUUUUAAGGACCCAGUUAGCAUCUUGAAUGUUCCCAGACUCCCCUUUCUUUGCUGAACAUCUGUUAAAUUUGCUGAAGUGUAUUUGGGUGGGGGGGGGGAAAGAAGAAAGCUAAUUUUAAACUAUUGCAGUUUUAAAAAUCUGGGAACUCAGUCAAUAGAUGUGGCAAAUGUUUGUGUAAAGUCCUUUAAGUGUACCUUUAAUCUUUGGUGCUUUUUACAUUUUCCUGGAGCUCCGUGUGUUUGAAUAUGCUUUAAAACCAUGACUGAAACUUGUAUUUUUUUCUUUUGGUUUAAAGUGUGUAGAUAAGUGCAUCUAUGUACGUGCAUAAACUGUGACCAUAAUUUUUUGUACCUGUAUUAAACUCAUUUUUGUUCAAAGAUGCUUUUCUUGGACACCACCAUUUGUUUAUACCACGUGUUAAGAAUAUUUACAUGAGAGAACUGGAAGACUGAAUUCUUACGUAGGUGAGCAUUAGCAAUCACCUAAUGCCUAUCAGAAAUAUCUUAAAUUGACUUUAAAUGGCAAGUGGGUGGUAAAAUUUUUUGUUUAAAGUCAAGAUUUUACUUCAGAAGACACUGUAUUUUCUUCAGACUGUUCUCUAAUACCUGUUGGUAUUCUCAGAUAGCUGCAGUAUUCAGUUAUGAGCAAAAAGAUCUUUUAACGUGUGUGGGAUAAUUCUACAUGCUUUCUUAGAAGUUUUUGGUAUGUCGAGUAUUAUCCUAUACUAAGCCUGCAACUUUUAGGGCUGAAAAGGGUUCUGAGUCUAGAAUUGAAAGGUUCGGUCCCAGGCAUUAAACGUAUAAUGGGAAAUAAUUCAUCAGGAUGUAUUGCUUUGAUUCAAGGAAUGCUGGAGUGCGUGUGUAAUGUAAGCAUGGACGUUUAUGAAAACUGCCUCAAGUUACACAUGAACGUGGGAGCUUUACUGGAUCAAAGUCUGUGCAUUUGAUUGCAGAUAAUCAGGUUUUAAUAAGGUUCCUUCAGGUGGCUUCAAUUUGGACUUAAAAUUUCAUCGUCAGAAACAAUAACCUGAUGGCGGUUCACUGUAAAGGUCGUGCAAGCUCCAAUUCUCAGAGAGUUGCCACUCGGUGGGCACCUUUCGCAAACAGUAUAAUUAUUGCAAGUGGUCAUAUCUGUGGGGGAAAGGUCACUGGUACUUUGGUUAUUUAGCCAUAUUCAUUGAAACUAUAUAAAUUGUAUAGUUUGGAUAAUUUAUAAUAUUAAACUCUGUGAUUUUUUUAAUAUCACGUUGAAGGUUCAGCUGUACUCAUUUCUUUUACCGUUUAACACCGGUGGUAUGGACAGAAGACUCAGAGGGGGUGGUAGUGUUACUAUUUUCUUAAUUUAUUUGGUACUGUAUAACACCUUUCUGAUUAAAUGCAGCGUAUGCAUUUUGGGACUCUGUUAAUUUGUAAAAGCUGUUACAGGUUCAGCAAGAAAGGAAAUUUGUGCUUCCUUGUUGAAUGUUAAAUUAUUUUACUUUGCAUUUUAUAUGAGAGUACAAAUUAAAACUGAGCCAUCAAACUGCAAUAAAUCAACAGUAGUGUUUCAUUUUAAAAACUUUUUUGUACUGUACAUAGAUUUGUUCAAUAAAACGUUGUCUUUGUUGUUGAUAGAAA
Messenger RNA from Gallus gallus (chicken), 7363 nucleotides. RefSeq names its product zinc finger protein 654 (gene ZNF654). Gene Ontology annotation, molecular function: DNA binding; DNA-binding transcription factor activity, RNA polymerase II-specific. Gene Ontology annotation, biological process: regulation of transcription by RNA polymerase II. The record is from RefSeq and is a predicted model, not a curated record. The coding region runs from base 50 to 3340 and encodes 1096 amino acids. The transcript has 9 exons. Lineage: Eukaryota; Metazoa; Chordata; Aves; Galliformes; Phasianidae. Gene Ontology annotation, cellular component: nucleus.